GCGCCCCUCCCCGGCCCCCUCGGUGUCGAGGCGGGGGGUCGCGGGCCCGGCCAUGCCCCCCGGAGCGUGAGGCCCGCGGCCGCGGGGUGCCCGCAGCAUGCGGAGGGUCCGGCGGCUGGUGCAUCUGGUGCUGUUCUGCCCCUUGUCCAAGGGCCUGCAGAGUCGCCUCCCGGGCAUCAAGGUGAAAUACCUGCUGGUGGUGUGGCUGGGCAUCUUUGUGGGCAGCUGGGUGGCAUACAUGCACUACUCCUCCUACUCUGAGCUCUGCCGUGGCCACGUCUGCCGGAUGAUCAUCUGUGACCAGUACAAGAAAGGAAUCAUUUCUGGCUCCACGUGCAAAGACCUGUGUGAGGAGCGCAGCCUCUUCUUCCAGCACUGCCUCUCCUCUUCUCCCACCCAGCAGGUUUACAUCGGGCUCUGGAGGGAGAGGGAGGUGAUCAUCAAGUGCAGCAUCGAGGAAGCCCUGAAGGGAGAUGGUCGCCCAGACUCGGUGCCCAGGAGGGAUGUGGUUCUCUUUGACAAACCCACACGAGGGACAUCGAUGGAUGAGUUCAAAGAAAUGCUCCUCAACUUCCUGAAGUCCAAGCUGGGAGAUCAGCCUUCUCUUGCAGCCUUGGUGGGCCGGAUCAUCACCAUGGCCGACGUCAACCGGGAUGGGAAAGUGUCUUUAGCAGAGGCCAAAUCCAUCUGGGCUCUACUUCAGCUCAACGAGUUCCUUCUCAUGCUCUCCUUGCACGAGAAAGAGCACACGUCCAGGCUGCUGGGGCACUGCGGGGACCUGUACGUCACCGAGAAGAUCCCUCACACCUCCCUGUACGGGCUGGACGUUCCCCCCUUCCUCCAGUCGCUGCUGCCUUCGCUCCUUCACCAGAUCAUCCACCAGUGGUUCGCCCCAGCCUGGCCCCGGCGGGCCAAGAUCGCCAUCGGGCUGCUGGAGCUGGUGGAGGAGAUCUUCCACGGCACCUACGGCAGCUUCUACAUGUGCGACACCAGCCCCAAGAACGUGGGUUACAACGACAAGUACGACUUCAAGAUGGUCAACCUGAGGCAGGUGGCGACGGAGACGACAAUCAGAGGCUUCCUCAAGGGCCGGCACUGUGAGCAGGACGUGGACUGCACCUACGGCCGGGACUGCGCGGCCACGUGCGACAAGCUGCUGAAGCAAUGCAAGAGCGAGAUGGUGCAGCCCAACCUGGCCAAGGUGUGCAGGCUGCUGCAGGAUUACCUGCUGUAUGGAGCGCCGCUGGAGCUCAAGGAGGAGCUGCAGAAACAGCUCCGAACUUGCAUGACCCUCAGCGGCCUGGCCAGCCAGAUGGAAGUCCACCACUCCCUUGUGCUUAACAACCUCAAGACCUUGCUCUGGAAGAAGAUUUCCAACACCAAAUAUUCCUAACAGGAGCGAAGCACGGCCCUGGGGUUUUGAGUCUGCAGUCUUGGAGGGAAGUCUGAGGGUUGAAAGCCUGUUUCUCCAUCUUUCCCCCCCUACACACACACAGGAAAAACACCCUGCACAGGGAGCUCAGCACAGCUGCAGCCCUUUCUCCUUCAUGGAAAACCAACAAGCAUCAUGACUCCCAGUGCCCAGGAGGAUCGUGGCUGUGGCUGGCAGGAGCGUGGUGUGAGGUGGCAGGGGAUGUGUGGCACUCGGGGCGCAGCGAGGGAGCGAAGCCCGGCUGGAUGGGGACCUCUGGGUGUUCCUGGAUUGACACCUCUGGGUGUUCCUGGAUUGAACAGGAAAGCAGUGCUGGGAGCUGAGAAUGAAUCAUUCAUGCUGUACUUGUCACAUCUCCUUUUGAUGAACGUCUCUGAUGUAAAUAAACAGCUUUUACGUGAAUCACACCAGAA
Colius striatus (speckled mousebird) is the source of this 1845-nucleotide messenger RNA. It is a transcript of the gene DIPK1B, whose product is annotated as divergent protein kinase domain 1B. The transcript has 5 exons. NCBI's taxonomy places the organism in Eukaryota, Metazoa, Chordata, Aves, Coliiformes, Coliidae. The coding region runs from base 98 to 1393 and encodes 431 amino acids. The record is from RefSeq and is a predicted model, not a curated record.